This is a messenger RNA of Scylla paramamosain (green mud crab), 1795 nucleotides long. RefSeq lists its product as uncharacterized. The coding region runs from base 195 to 1484 and encodes 429 amino acids. Gene Ontology annotation, molecular function: protein binding. Gene Ontology annotation, cellular component: cytosol. The record is from RefSeq and is a predicted model, not a curated record. The transcript has 5 exons. Lineage: Eukaryota; Metazoa; Arthropoda; Malacostraca; Decapoda; Portunidae. Gene Ontology annotation, biological process: neurogenesis.
UCCAUAUAACAUAUGUACACACGUACCACAGACUGCGAAGAUCAAACGGCCGAUUGAACUAAUAAAAUUUCGAGGUUCUCCAGGCGUCAGAACCGUGCCGACUGAUCCAAAGGUCCGUAUUAGCACUUGACCAGCCUCACCCCAAGAACACCCCCGCAUUGUCUUGUACAUCUCAGUAUCACUCCACACUCACCAUGGAGGCAGAAGACAGCAACUUCAGCAUUAUGACGGGGGACAGCGAGCAGGAGCAGCAGGAAAGGAAAGGCAUAUCUGUUAUUAAGAACGGGAAGUAUUCAGAUUUAACGAUCACCUUAGCGGAGUGCAGUGUGUCUUAUAAGGUACACAAGAUCUACCUGGCGCUGGCGUCCCCGGUGCUGGAGGAGCUGAUCGACGCCUUGGGCUGGGGGCAAGAGCUGGUGCUGAAGGAAGGAUCACCAGAGGCCUUCCACUGGUUGCUGCGUUUCAUCUACGGCUGUGAACCCCCGAUGGAGAGCCACAAGCUGGCUCUUAGCGUCGCGUGUUUGGUGGGACGUUUCAAGGUGAAGGCGUUGUACCCUGCGUGUUUGGAGUGGCUGGAUGACAUCCUGGAGAGGGACACGGUGCUGGAGGUGUACAAUGCUGCCUACAUCCUGAAAAACACGCUCCUUGUCACCAAAUGCCUGCAGCUGCUUCUCACCUGCGCGGACCAAGUGCUCGCCUCUCCACAGGUGUGCUGCCUCUCGGAAGAUGCCCUCGCGUUCCUGCUGGGGCGUUCCCUCUAUAUCAAGUCUGAGGCUGUCAUCCUGAAAGCCGCCAUUGCCUGGGGGCGAGAACACAUGCCGCCGGAUCAGAAGGCCAGCGGCGCAGCUCUGCACCACAGGCUCAGGAACAUCCUGCCCCACGUGCGCAUCCUGACCCUGAGCGCUGAGGAAAUCGUGAAGGGCUUGAUGGCAAGCGGCGUGUACAGCCCCGAGGAGUGCCAGGCCAUCCUGAUGCACAGGACGCAGACACCCGGCGCCCCGCCCCUGCCCGAAACAUGCUGCACGCUGCUCACCAAAAGGAAGUCCCUCGAUGCCUUCCCGCUGAGCCAUGUGCGCCUCCCGGGGGCCAAAAACACGCCCCUGCUUCCAGGCGAGCCAGCGCCAAACCAGGAGCGUGUGCUGGUGUCUGGGCUUCGCGUGGACGCGCCAGUGGUGGUGCAGCGCGUGGAGAGCCGCGGCGUGCUCCUGAGGGAGGUGACCGCCGCGGUGAAAGACACAGCAGGACGCACCCUUUACACGGCAGCCAUGCACGAGGGUGUGUUUGACGUGCCCGUGGCCCUGGACCCUGAAAAGGUGUGUACCGUCACGGCCAAGGUGCGCGAAGAUGACUGGUACUACCACACUCUGUACCCCUUCACCGCCGGGGCCGCCGGCGUUCACUUCAAGGGGGAACACGCCCUCCUGUCUGAAGGCUGCGACCUCUACUUCUGGCGCCUGGACCAGUGCGUCCGUGUGGACCUAUGAGCGGCGUGCCGCGUCUUUCUUAGAUUAGAUGUGUGUGUGUGUGUGUGUGUGUGUGUGUGUGUGUUCUUGUCUUACUGUUUAUUUACUAAGCAAGGAAGAAAAUUCUUUUACUCUGUCGUGUGUGUGUGUGUGUGUGUGUGUGUGUGUGUGUGUGUGGUUAAAGGGAAUAUUUUAUCGUUGAUAAAAAUUAGAAUAUGUUUCCACAUGUUAUGUUAGAGGUUCCAUAAAAAGUUAAAUGGACAAGAUGUAAUGACCAUUCGUGGAACUAAGGUUUUGUUCAUAUUCACUACUAAAUAGACAGUUAUAAUGUA